AUGAAGCAUCGAAAGGCACUGCUUGCGCUUCUGGCGCUCAUCAGCCCCUCUACUGCUAUUCCAUACACUCCUUCCUCCGUCUUCCUGUCCUCGAGACAUAACGGCUCCCUCGCAUACAUCCUCCGACCCAGCGCCGGCGGGGAUACGGAGUUCCUCUCCCUCAACCUAUCUAGCAGUAUCGACGCCGAAGAUCUUAAAUCCCAGACGUUGCUGAAAAAUACGCCAUUCCACAGCUCUGAGCAGAACUCGACUUUUGUCUCUGCCAUCGAUGACCAAGGGCGUAUCACCGUCUACACCGGCAAUUGUCAUGACGCAUUCGAUAAUCCGGAACUAUGGCAGUUCAGCCCAAAUCCCAAAAAGUCGGAUGGGAACGGGACAUGGAAUCGGCUGCCAGUCACCACCAGCGAUGGCACAGCUACUGCAAACUACCUGGCUGCGGGGUUCACAUACGCAGCGCAAAAUGCCAAGGAAAGCUCCAUGUACGCGUUUGGUGGGAUGUGUCCAUUUACGAAUAGUACGGAUGAAACAUGGAUCUCCGCAGCAAAUUACUCUCAGUCGAUGGUCGUGCUAGGGCCGAAUCCCUACUACACCACCAAGUUUUCUGCAACUACGACUGGGAAGCGUGCGCCCCCUGUCGCUGAGGCUGGAAUGGCAGUCGUGCCGCUCCAAGCUACCUAUUCGACCGGCUCGAAAGGAAAACAGCAGGACUUCUUGUUUAUUGGUGGUCAUACCAGGGAGGCGUUUCUGAACAUGUCGCAACUUGCCAUUUUCUCGCUGCCGCAGCAAAGUUGGAGCUUUGUUUCUACGACCUCGGAUUCUCGACCAAAGACUGAGCUGACUGUUCGAGACAUGGCUUCUAUUGAGCCUCGAUCAGGUCAUACCGCCCUGCUUUCAGAAAAAGGCGACAAAGUCUUUGUGUUUGGAGGUUGGGUUGGUGAUAUGACAGUCCCUGCGGACCCGCAAUUUGCGGUUCUGGAUAUUGCAGAAGGAUUUGGUGGAGCCACCGAAUGGGCUUGGAGAGCUCCCUCUUUGGAUGGAUUAGGGAUUGCAGAGGGUUCCGGUAUUUUUGGGCACGGGGCGGUCUUGCUUCCUGGAGAUGUGAUGAUGAUUUCUGGUGGAUACAGCAUUCCCAAACCAUCCUCGAAACGAGCCGCAGCGACUGUACAGUCCAAUUCGCGAGUCUACCUCUACAAUGUGACCUCCAACAGCUGGGUCACCUCCUACACCAACCCUGCAGCCAAGUCCUCGAAUGCACCCACGGGGGAUACCGGUAAGCUUUCCUCGUCCCAAAAAGCGGGCUUAGGGGUAGGAAUCGGAAUUGGAUGCCCCGCCGCUCUAGCUUUCGUUUUAUACGGAUGCAACUACCAUCGAAAGCGCCGCGUCAAGAGCAAGCGAGACUCGCAACUACGGGAACUUGCUCUGGGAGCCGAACGAUCUCACUUCUGGGGUCGAGAUGGUCCAGACCAAGCAAGCAGUAUCCGGGGCUCUGGGAUGAGUGAGAAAAAGGAACCUCCUGUGUUUCCUUGGUCAGCAAAUCGCAGCCAAACGUCGAAAUCGAGCUGGAAUGACCAAGGAGAAGGCACGGCGGAGAGAACGGGCCUGCUUGGGGGCGCUCCUCCACCCAAAAAUAAACGACCUCCUGCGGUGCCUCCCGUAAAUGCGAGGCCGUAUUCAUAUCGAAACAGUGAAUACCGACGCAGUGAUGCUACGGGCGAUAUUCACCCUAUCGACGAACGUGAGGAAGACGAAGCCUUCCGGGAACAACUCAUGGCAACCAUUCCAAGCGAAACAAAAGCCACGACUGAGAUGACGAAGCCAGAUGACCCAUUCUCUGAUACUCCCUAUGCAACUCCUCGGAGCACUAUCUUCGGCGUUGGCCUGGGUCCAUUCUAUAGCCGGCGGAAGGAUAUUGGAUCUGUUGAUGCCGAGUCUCCAACAAAAAGCGACAGGACAGCCACCGACUUGUCAGAGAAUUCAGGGCGUUCACUUGCAUCCAAUCAGCCUGUAGGAAAGGUCAGUCAAGCACAAGCCGUGCUCGUCGACCGACCUAGGAGCUGGGGGAGUGGACGCCAUUCAUUAGAGUAUCUCGCUGCAGCCUCAACACACAGUGAUCCAGAUGGCGUAGCGCCCUCAGACCAAUCCGUUUCGGCGGACUCCUUCUCUACAGCUCAGACAAACCUAAACCGCCGCCAGUCAGAGAACGAGUGGCUUCUGUUAGAUGGUCAAGACCCACCCACAUCCCUCACCCCCUUCGGUUCAUCCUCCCCCUCCAAACUACCCCGAGAGUCCAAGCCCAAAGCAUCCGAUUGGGUAAUGAACACCAUGCGCCGAGCCCUCACAAUGACCCGCCGCAGCCCCGACAACCAGUCAGACACCGAUCAUAGCACUACCAGUACAGCGGAGGUCGCCUCGGGCAUUGACCGUCGCAGCACGCUCGUCGGAUCCGGCCAACGAACCCCAGCCUCGGGUCUCAGUACGCCACGUCGGGCAGUCAGUGCCUCGGCAGAGCUAUUCCGCCGCAAGCAAGGUGCCAAAGACUGGAAUGCACGCAAGAGGGUCUCAGACGAUGUAUUCAACACUGCCCAGCCUGCGCGCGAUGACAUGUUCUUCAAUGCACCAGGAUACUUGGGCAACGACGACAUCUGCGCCGACGACGAGGAAGAUGUCCAUGACUGGGAUCUUGAGGGUGCAGCCGAGGGCCGACGAGUCCAGGUGGCAUUCACCGUUCCUCGAGAGAAACUCCGUGUCGUGAACGCCACCGCCGGCGAUAUGGACAGUGUCUCUGAGCGUUCUGUUAGUUGGAGCACUGGGAACCGGAGGGUUAGUACCUAG
Penicillium paradoxum is the source of this 2832-nucleotide messenger RNA. RefSeq lists its product as uncharacterized. Gene Ontology annotation, molecular function: protein binding. The record is from RefSeq and is a predicted model, not a curated record. The transcript has a single exon. NCBI's taxonomy places the organism in Eukaryota, Fungi, Ascomycota, Eurotiomycetes, Eurotiales, Aspergillaceae. Bases 1 to 2832 code for a protein of 943 amino acids.